CCAAAUGAGUCUCAGCCAACACACCAGACACACCAUCACACCACAUUUUUUAAUCUAACACACAACACUGACAUCAUCACCACACCACAUUUUACACCACGUUCUAACACCCACACAAUGAUACCACCCACUCAAGAGAGCAGCACACACCAAUGCGCAAACUAUACGCCAACCCAAAAGAACAAAAGGACAGACAACAUGAUCGGACAGCCUCUUGCGCUACGAUAUCGGUCCGAGACGCACGAAUCCCUUAGGCGAAUUUUCACGUUUUUGGCAGUCAUCCCGUUCGAAAUUGAAUUUACCUUUUGUAUUUUUUUUUAAUUCAAAAUUUGUAUGAACAUUAAUAUAAUAUAAUAAUUGUUAGAGUUAUUAUUAUUGAAAAAACAUAAGCGUGUGUUCGACCUUAAUUUGAAAUAUACAAUCAGACGGUAAGUGCGAGGAAGGUGGUGUAUAACGGAAACAUGGUCCUUCGAGCCUCACAGAAAGGCACUAUCGGAAAUUAACUUACAAAAAAGGAAAAACAUAUUCGAAACAGUGACUAAAACAUAAUUGAAUAAUAAUUAAAGUGUUGUGAAAAUACAAAAAUUAAUAUUUAAAAUACCAACCAAUAAAAUACGUUCAGUGCUGUGGGCCGUGACUUUACAUCUUGACAUAUUUAAAUACUCAUAUGUACGAAAAAGUAUGCACAAGUGCAAGAAAAUAAAUAUAUACAUAUACACAAAACAACAAAAGCAAUAAGUGAGAAAGUAAAAAGUGUCUGCAGAUUACAUAGUGUUUGUUAUACAAAAAUCACAAAAGAGAGAAUAUAUCUCACCUCAUAAAUACAAAACAAAAAAAAAAAGAAAUAAUAUAUAUAUAUAAACCAAACGGGCGCGAAUUCAAAUAAAAUAACAAAAACAAAAAAACAACACAUUUACAACAAAUUAUACGGGCGCGAUUUCUAACAACAAUCAAUAAGUAAAAAAAAAAAAAAAAAAAAACAAAUAAUACAAGGUGGAAUAAACAGCUGGCAUCCAAGAUUGGAUAACAACAAUCACGCUCAAACUCACACUCACAUCAGAAUAGUAUAACUAAAAAUCCUUGAAGAAAAUCAAAGUAAAUAUGGAUAGCGAUAUGCCCACUACACCAACGCCAGCCGUGCGGUCAACAAUCCACGUAACACGCACGGGGCCCACUCCAGCCCCUCGCAACCCUGCGACCAUAGCGCCACCAACCGCUGCCCGUGCAUCACGCACGAACCCGACGCCGGUACCAGCAGGUCCGCAGCGCACCCGAUGCCCCCUUUGUCGGCGCCCACAUCGGUUGCCACACUGCAGCAUAUUCAAGAAGAUGCUACCGCUGCUACGACAACAGGUCGCCCAGGCACAUGGCCACUGCCUGAAUUGCUUGGCGACUACCCACUCCACGCCGGAGUGUACUUCCAGCUAUGGGUGCCAAAUAUGCAUGCGGAUGCAUCACACCCUCCUACAUCGAGAUGGCGGACAACAACCCGCCCCCCAUGACCGUGGUACAAACCGACGCUCGCAGACGAACCAUGUUGCACGUAGGCAACCUCAGCAUUCUCGCAGUCGACGCCCACACUAUAGCCCAUUCACGCGCCGCCGUCCACACAGGUCGCCGUCUCGCCGGUCCACUGGGCUCAGCAAUGUGGUGGCCACUUUACAGCAGUUGCAACGACUACUAGGCUAAUUACUCGCCUAGGGGGGCCGGGAUGUCCAAAUGAGUCUCAGCCAACACACCAGACACACCAUCACACCACAUUUUUUAAUCUAACACACAACACUGACAUCAUCACCACACCACAUUUUACACCACGUUCUAACACCCACACAAUGAUACCACCCACUCAAGAGAGCAGCACACACCAAUGCGCAAACUAUACGCCAACCCAAAAGAACAAAAGGACAGACAACAUGAUCGGACAGCCUCUUGCGCUACGAUAUCGGUCCGAGACGCACGAAUCCCUUAGGCGAAUUUUCACGUUUUUGGCAGUCAUCCCGUUCGAAAUUGAAUUUACCUUUUGUAUUUUUUUUUAAUUCAAAAUUUGUAUGAACAUUAAUAUAAUAUAAUAAUUGUUAGAGUUAUUAUUAUUGAAAAAACAUAAGCGUGUGUUCGACCUUAAUUUGAAAUAUACAAUCAGACGGUAAGUGCGAGGAA
Messenger RNA from Zeugodacus cucurbitae (melon fly), 2157 nucleotides. RefSeq lists its product as uncharacterized. NCBI's taxonomy places the organism in Eukaryota, Metazoa, Arthropoda, Insecta, Diptera, Tephritidae. The transcript is spliced from 2 exons. Bases 1102 to 1689 code for a protein of 195 amino acids. The record is from RefSeq and is a predicted model, not a curated record.